AUGCCUCCAAAAACGUCAAUAUCAUCAGCGUUGAGCUGGCGAUGUCCUCAAUGCACCGUCAGAACUUUCGCCUCGUCUUCGAAGCUCCUCGCCGUCGGCCCAGAACACCCCCGAUACGUCAAAGUCCCUGAACCACCCCAGCAGACAGUGCCCCAUAACCCUCCCGUCAAAGGAACGCUACCGAUACCUCGCAAUGUCUUCGCAGGUAACAGCAAAGGCCGAAGCGACGAUGAAAUUAUUGCGCUGUCAACGCCCUCCCCGAAAAACCCGAAGAAUCCUCCAAAAGGCAGCAGGGAGGAAUGGAAAGCCAAGAUGAGCGAGAUCAGGAAGCAGAAUCUGCGCGAGGGUGUCAAGAGCCUUCGAGCAAGGCAGAUCUCUGAUGAAAGGCAUCAAAAUGUGCGGCAAGCGGCCAAGCAGCGCGAGAGACAAGAGCUGCUACAGCGACCUGAUCGUGAGGAUGAGCGGUUGACCGCACCGAGCAACAAUAUGGACCUCGACGCCCUGUACAACAAGCCUAUACCAGAUCCCACACGAGAAGAUCGCAUUCGGACGAAACAGCUUAACCUUCAACGACAUGAGGACAUGAAACGCCAGGAACGCAUGGAAGCCGUCCACUCGCUGUACAUGAACGCCCGCGAAUUUAUCGUAACGCCGCAGCAGCUUGACAAGGCAGUGGACGCGGCAUUUGGAACGCCUGAGAUGCCUGUACAAUUUGGCAAGUUCUCGACUGGCGUAUCCAACCGCUCUAUCUGGGCAGAGGGCAGGCCUGAGCGUGUGCAAGACAAGCUCAACGUGGCCAACGGCCAGGCCACGGGAUUCGCAAUGAGGAGCGCCAAGUCGUCGAGCGAGAUCAACAAGGAACGUAUCAGGAGGAUUGCAGAGACGUUUACGGGUGGAAAGAUUGAGAAGUCAGUGGAGUGA
Zasmidium cellare ATCC 36951 is the source of this 921-nucleotide messenger RNA. RefSeq lists its product as uncharacterized. The record is from RefSeq and is a predicted model, not a curated record. The coding region runs from base 1 to 921 and encodes 306 amino acids. Lineage: Eukaryota; Fungi; Ascomycota; Dothideomycetes; Mycosphaerellales; Mycosphaerellaceae. The transcript has a single exon.